GUAAAGAAAAUUAUGUGGAAAACACUGCUGAGGAUAGAGCUGGGAGCAGCAGGGAACCAGGCCCCUUGCGUGCUCCCCUUCCUUCUUCCCGGACUCCGCUAUGGGUCCUCUUCGGCUAUUGAUCAGCACCACGAACUGGCCAGGGAGCGAUCUAAGACAGUUACCUCUUUCUACAAUCAAUCUGCCAUUGAUGCAGCCGCUGAAAAGCCCUCUGUGAGGUUGACACCCACCACCAUGUUGUAUUCUGGACGUUCUCAAGAUGGCAGCCACCUUUUGAAAAGCGCCCGUUACCUGCACCAUGAGCUGCCGGUCCGUAUUGCUCACCGCAUCAAAGGGUUUCGAAGCCUUCCCUUCAUCAUUGGCUGCAACCCCACCAUCCUCCAUGUGCACGAGCUUUAUAUUCGAGCCUUCCAGAAACUGAGUGAAUUUCCCCCAAUCAAAGACCAAGAAUCCGAGGCCCAGUACUGCAAACUGGUCCGACAGCUCCUGGAUGACCACAAGGACAUUGUCACACUGCUGGCGGAGGGCUUGCGGGAAUGUCGCAAACACAUCCAGGACGAGAAGGUGAUCCGUUCUUUUCUGGACAAGACCCUCACAUCCCGCUUAGGCAUCCGGAUGCUGGCUACUCACCACCUGGCCUUGCAUGAGGACAAACCAGACUUUGUCGGAAUCAUCUGCACCCGCUUGUCGCCAAAGAAAAUAAUUGAAAAAUGGGUAGAUUUUGCCAGGCGCCUGUGUGAACACAAGUAUGGGAAUGCGCCUCAGGUGCGGAUCAAUGGGCACGUGGCGGCUCGCUUCCCUUUCAUUCCGAUGCCCCUGGAUUACAUCCUUCCAGAGCUGCUCAAGAACGCAAUGCGCGCUACUAUGGAAUCUCACCUGGAUACCCCAUACAACGUGCCAGACAUUAUCAUCACGAUUGCCAACAAUGAUAUUGACCUCAUUAUAAGGAUUUCAGACCGAGGAGCAGGAAUCCCUCAUGAUCACGUUGACAAGGUCAGCGAUUACCACUUUACCACGGCUGAAGCGAGCACUCAGGACCCCCGCCUGAACAGCGUCUUUGGGAACAUGGUGGAAAUGGGGAACAGUGCCCAGUCGGGCCCCAUGCACGGGUUCGGCUUUGGCUUGCCAACGUCCCGGGCUUACGCUGAAUAUCUAGGUGGUUCCUUGACCCUCCAGUCGCUCCAGGGCAUUGGCACAGAUGUCUACCUCCGUCUCAAACACAUCGAUGGCAAAGAGGAGAGUUUCCGCAUUUAGAAAGACCCCUUCCUUGCUUCCGGAGAAAGCUUUUAAUACCCCACACACACACCAAACCCACGUUGGCAUGGAUUCCACCACCAUUUUUCUCAUCUGGAUUCCUAAGCAUCUGCUGUGCUCCCCUCACGAGGCACUUUGAUCCUUUGGGACACCUAGAUGGGGUGAGAAAGGAACAGAGGGCUUCCUCUCCCGCGUGGUUGCUGUUCAGUACACUGCUUCCUGGUGCGUCCUCUAGUCCUGCGUUGGUGCAUCUUCGGUGGUCCUCAAGGGGCCUCUUGAACCCAAGUAACCCAAAGCAUCACUCUCUCUCUCCCUCCCACGUGGAAGUGCUCAAGGCCACCAACAGCAUCCGAGCAAAGCAGUGUUGUUUCUCCAUCAUCUUCUUGCACACUGCCAACCCCACCUGUGGCCUUGUCCCAACCUUCUCUGGUUGACUUUUGACGUAUUUGAAGAUGCAUGGCGAAAGGAGGUGCCCCCCCUCACGCGUCACGCACGGAGAUCCCACUCAACACUUCAUCUCUGUGGAUGGGCUCUGAUGACAGGAUGGGGCAUCUGAAGAGUCCUCCCUUGCUACCAUCUAAGAUUUGGAGGCGGGUUUUCUUUUUGGGAAUUAGAAUCUACCUGUCGGUCGGCAAAGGGACUUUUCAUGGUGCACCACAGUGAAAGAUGAUGGCUUAGGGGGGUGAAAAAUACGACGUGGCCCCCUUUUGCAAUCCAGGCUACGGAUUCCACAAGGUCCUGCCUCUUCCCGAGGCAACGUAUUUUAUUGGCACCUUUCCUCUCUGCCCUUGAUCUUACGGAUGUCACUUACCUGACUAUUAAAUCCAGAAUAAGA
Molecule: messenger RNA, 2089 nt
Organism: Protobothrops mucrosquamatus (brown spotted pit viper)
Lineage: Eukaryota; Metazoa; Chordata; Lepidosauria; Squamata; Viperidae
Gene: BCKDK
Product: branched chain keto acid dehydrogenase kinase
Exons: 11
Coding region: 13-1254 (413 amino acids)
Biological process (GO): regulation of glucose metabolic process; protein phosphorylation
Cellular component (GO): mitochondrion
Molecular function (GO): pyruvate dehydrogenase (acetyl-transferring) kinase activity
Source: RefSeq, a predicted model, not a curated record